AUGGGCUGUGUGAGUACAAAGCUGGUGCCAGAACUCCAUCCGAAUGCGCAUUUGGUAGAGACGUUUUACUGUAACACAAGACAGGAUGUAAAAAUCUCUUCCUUUCGACCCGUGGCAGUUUUAAAGACACACGCUUUUCUUCAGUCGGUAGAAACUGCAACGCGACGAGAGAAAUCAAAUUCCGAGAUCGCGCAUGAGGGUCAGAAUGUAGGUGGGAAUACACAUGGGAAAAAAUACCGCGAUAAAUUUGACUCUCGAGUUACAACAAAGUAUGAUGUUAAAGCUUUGAUUGGCAAAGGGAGUUUUAGCAGAGUCGUUCGAGUAGAACAUCGUAUAACAAAACAACCGUAUGCUAUUAAGAUGAUUGAUAAAAUUCAAGGAAAGGAGGUGUUUGAAGCCGAACUGAAUGUCUUACGCAGGGUGAAACAUGUUUAUAUAAUUCAGCUACUGGAAGUAUUUGAAGCUGUGGAUAAAGUCUACAUGGUAAUGGAACUUGCCACCGGUGGUGAACUUUUUGACCGCAUCAUUGCUAAAGGUAGUUUCACCGAACGCGAUGCUGUCAAAGUUCUUAUAAUGGUCUUAGACGGCGUCAAAUAUCUACACGGACUAGGAAUUACACAUCGAGACCUCAAACCUGAAAAUCUACUUUACUAUCACCCAGGUCAUGAUUCAAAAAUUAUGAUCACUGACUUUGGACUCAGUGCGAUAGUGAGUUCCCAGGACAGUCACAUGACAACAACUUGUGGCACCCCGGAAUACAUCGCUCCGGAGAUUUUGGCCCGGCAGCCGUACACCAGCCAGGUAGACCUGUGGGCUAUAGGUGUGAUCACUUAUGUUCUUUUGAGCGGGACUAUGCCUUUUGAUGACGAGGAUCGGACGCAGCUGUACCGGCUGAUCAUCAAGGGAAAGUACAGUUUUGCAGGCCAGCACUGGAAAGACAUUUCGUCACUGGCCAAAGAUUUCAUCAACAAAACUAUGACCCUUGACCCUAAUGAACGUUUAACUGCUAGCCAAGCAUGCAGACACCCUUGGCUGACCCGAAGCUCCGACAUGACCUCCAACAAAAACCUCCACAGGACCAUUUCUCUGAAUCUUCUCCAACGCCAGUCGCGGUCUGCGAGCAGCUCCAAGUCCAGCAAAUCCGCGCCCAGCAGCAAGUCUGGCCAUUCUUUGAGGUCGGAUCGCAGGCGGGUGCAGCCGGAAGACGUGGAUCAGCUGCUUAGAGAUCCUGAAAUUCAGGCUGAGUUGGCGUCACUGAAGAGCCAGCAUAGUGACCAGACGUAG
Candidula unifasciata is the source of this 1284-nucleotide messenger RNA. The record is from the annotation of a GenBank genome assembly. Lineage: Eukaryota; Metazoa; Mollusca; Gastropoda; Stylommatophora; Geomitridae.